Molecule: messenger RNA, 838 nt
Organism: Plasmopara halstedii
Lineage: Eukaryota; Oomycota; Peronosporomycetes; Peronosporales; Peronosporaceae
Exons: 1
Coding region: 121-351 (76 amino acids)
Source: RefSeq, a predicted model, not a curated record
UCCAUGUUAAUAGGUGCAGAUUAGAAAUGGCGUGAUCUUCGCACCGAAUGCAUCUCUUUGCUCUGUUUAUAGCACAAGGUCGCAUCAGGCUACACUGCAGCCAGCAGCUCCUAUUGAUGGAUGCCUCUGGCUCGACGUUACUCUGUGACAGACUUCUUUGUUCCAAUGGUUAAUGAACCGCCUGAGCAGCUGGAAACGAAAUCCAGCCUCGUGUAUAUAAACGUGUCACGACCGUCAUGGCUGCAAUAUGGGGCCUGGGUUGCCGUUUCUUUCUUCGCCAAGCUGCCAUUUGCUCCCUCGCCCAUCAAGCUCAUGCAAGCAGCCUGUCUGCAGCGACAGAUCCUCCGUUAAUCCACCAGGCGUUGUCCAAUCGGGCAAAAAUUGGGUUGGGUUGUAGCUCCUAAACAGAGCACUGCAGUGCGGGCGCUCAGCGCGACAUGACGGCCGCCAGGUCAUGACUUAUGGGUGCAUAACCUGUUGCGCUACACUGCGUACCCGUUUACCUAUCAGUGCAAUUGCAGCAUGGAGUAUAUGAAUAUGUACGUCAUGAUAAUAGCUGCUUCUUUAAUCUAGUGAAAGGGCUGCACACUGAAUACCUACUUUCUAUGUGGAUGCAUGCGAGAUUUUAAUGCAUAUACCUGACGCGGGAGAGACUGCGUCAUGGUCUCACGUGACUCGCAUACGUAAUGCCGUCUGCUGUUUUACAAUCUUCGUCGGGAAUAGAAAUGGCAACGGGAAGCUCCACAGAACCGAAUUUACUCUUAGCUCCGCCUUUUUGUUGAAAAGCUGGUCGCUCACUCGCUCGAAUCCAAGCCAGUUUUCAUUACAAUGUGAGGCU